This is a messenger RNA of Archocentrus centrarchus (flier cichlid), 1870 nucleotides long. RefSeq names its product cutC copper transporter homolog (E. coli) (gene cutc). Gene Ontology annotation, molecular function: copper ion binding. Bases 122 to 877 code for a protein of 251 amino acids. The transcript is spliced from 9 exons. Lineage: Eukaryota; Metazoa; Chordata; Actinopteri; Cichliformes; Cichlidae. The record is from RefSeq and is a predicted model, not a curated record.
CUGUGGACUAACUGUAUGAGCUAAAGUAAGUCUCCCAAAACAUGAACUGACCUCAUAUCGUUUACAAACGACUAAUACGGUUCCAUGAGUCGAUAAGACGUGGAUUUGAGAGACUGUCAGUAUGGCAGAGGGCUUUUUAAUGGAGGUGUGCGUGGACUCGGUGGAGUCUGCUGUCAAUGCUGAACGAGGAGGUGCAGGUCGACUUGAGCUGUGUACUAGUCUUCUGGAGGGUGGACUCACCCCGAGUCUAGGUCUGCUACAUGUAGUGAAGCAAUAUGUCAAAAUUCCGAUCUAUGUAAUGAUACGGCCUCGUGGGGGUGACUUCCUAUAUUCCGACCUGGAAGUGGAGGUGAUGAGGAAGGACAUAGAGCUAAUGAAGAGCCAAGGAGCUGAUGGACUCGUUCUGGGUGCCUUGACAGAGGAUGGACGGGUGGAUGCAGAGCUCUGCAUGGAGUUACUGGCUGCUGCUCGUCCUUUGCCUGUCACCUUCCAUCGAGCUUUUGACAUGGUUCAUGACCCGGCAGUAGCUCUGGAGACUCUGAUAUCAUUAGGGUUCGAGCGUGUGUUGACUAGUGGCUGUGACAGCUCUGCUUUGGAGGGACUGCCUCUCAUUAAACGACUUGUUGAUCAAGCUAAAGGCAGAAUUAUCAUAAUGCCAGGGGGAGGUAUCACAGAAAGGAACCUGCAGAGAAUAUUGGAGGGGUCAGGGGCGCAAGAGUUUCACUGCUCAGCCCGCUCCAGCCGGGACUCUGCAAUGAAGUUCAGGAACACCUGCAUCUCAAUGGGAGCUUCUUUCUCAGCACCUGAGUAUGGCCUGAAGGUGGCAGAUGUGAGCAAAGUCCGAACUCUAAAUGCAAUAGCCAAAAAUACCUUGUGACUGAGUAUUUGGCAGUCCUAAUAGACUGAAAAAACUUUACCUCAGUGGUAAUCAUGAGUAAUUAUACUGAUGUAUAAUGAUUUAAUACCACAUAUAGAUCUCAUAAUUGCCAGAAUUUUUUUUUUCCUUUUAAAAAUAUCAUCAGUGAAUCAGUCCUUGUGAAGUUAGAGCUCAUAGACAGCAACUAUAUUGGCUCUGCAGUCACUAUUGCCUGUUAAUGUAGACAACGGUGAAUAAUUUGAAUGAAUUGAUUGUGUUACUGUACAUCUGUGUGUAUGGGGAUACUACUGUAGCUUUAACAGUGUGUAUGGAGAAUUAUUUGUGUCUGGAUGUGCAGUCUGAUUUAUUAGAUUUGUAAAACAGGUGUACUGAGUUAAUAUUCAAAACAUAAAAUACAUAUGUACACAAAUCUGUAAAUGUUUACUUUUCUUUUGUUUGUAUUUUUUUUAAUGGAUGUGUAAAAGCUCAGGUUAAAAAGGCGCUUAGGUAUGAGGAGUGUAGCAAACAGUAAAAAAAACUGAAAAAAGUUUAUAGUUCUUAAAAUUUUCAUUUUUUUUUAGUCUACAUACUUAAUAUUGAGCGCAGUCUUUUUGCAGAACUCUUCGCUAUAAUUGCAUUUACACAUUUGUAUUGAUGUUCGUGGAUUUCUGUGUGCAUAAACUUUGUUUUUUUUUUCUUUACACAUUCAUAAAUCUCAGCUCAUGUACGUUGGCAGAUUUUUAUAUGCAUUCAUAAAUCAGACUAAAAGUCCAGGUUACAUAGAUUCACAAUUUUUCUGCACACACUGGCAAAAUGACAGUGCUACAGUAAUACCCCCAUGUAUGCGUGGCCUUAGAAUACUAAUGAAAAAUAGCAGUUUUUAAAACAGCAUUUUUCCACAUGCAAAAUAAGAUUCAUUUACAUAACUCUCUGAAUCUCUCUGUUUACAGUGAUUUAUGCAAAAUUGUGACUUUUUUUUUUUUUUAAACAAAACCAAUGUUACUUUAUUACUUU